Eucalyptus grandis is the source of this 723-nucleotide messenger RNA. RefSeq names its product NAC domain-containing protein 90. Gene Ontology annotation, molecular function: DNA binding. Bases 1 to 723 code for a protein of 240 amino acids. Lineage: Eukaryota; Viridiplantae; Streptophyta; Magnoliopsida; Myrtales; Myrtaceae. The transcript is spliced from 3 exons. The record is from RefSeq and is a predicted model, not a curated record. Gene Ontology annotation, biological process: regulation of DNA-templated transcription.
AUGGAGGAGUAUCCUCAAGGCUUCCGCUUCUUCCCAACUGAGGAGGAGCUCGUCUCCUUCUACUUGCACAAUCAGCUUCACGGCCUUAAGCAGGACAAGCUUCAUCGUGUCAUCCCAGUCCUCGAUAUUUUCGACACUGAGCCGUGGAAUCUCCCCGAGCUUGCGGGAGAGAUGUGUAAAGAAGACAGAGAGCAGUGGUUCUUCUUUGCACCCAUGCAGGAGAGGGAGGCGAGAGGAGGGCGGCCCAGUCGGAGCAUGGCCACUGGAUACUGGAAGGCCACCGGGUCUCCCUGUUAUGUCUACUCGUCUGACAACAAGGUGAUCGGCGUAAGAAAGUCAAUGGUUUUCUAUGUGGGAAAACCUCCCAGAGGAAGAAAAAGCCACUGGAAAUUGAACGAGUACAGGGCCAUUGAACUCCCGGCGACCAAUCCCAAUCCCACGAGCAGUAAUCUUUCCAUUCCUAAGCUAAGACGGGAAUAUACAUUAUGUCGAGUGUAUGUGGUGUCGGGGAGCUCUCGAGCAUUUGAUCGCCGGCCACCAGAACUGGUGGCUAGAGAGACAACAUUUCAGGGAGGCGACGGUGCUGCUAGCAGCGGAGGCAGUGGAUGUGGAAAUGUAUCGUCAUCUGUGGCGCCAACAGCCAAUGUAGGAAGUUCCCAUCAAUGGGAGACGGCAAGUUUGGAAGAACCAAUUUGGGAUUGGGAGCAACUGGAUUGGCUCUAA